Messenger RNA from Papaver somniferum (opium poppy), 658 nucleotides. RefSeq names its product metallothionein-like protein type 2. Gene Ontology annotation, molecular function: metal ion binding. NCBI's taxonomy places the organism in Eukaryota, Viridiplantae, Streptophyta, Magnoliopsida, Ranunculales, Papaveraceae. The record is from RefSeq and is a predicted model, not a curated record. Bases 98 to 337 code for a protein of 79 amino acids. The transcript is spliced from 3 exons.
CAUCAUACUAAACUCACUCAAUUCCCAUAGAAACAAAUUAAACCUCUUUCUCUUUGCAAAUUCUAAGCUACUUCUUCAUCUUCUUUUACUACUAAUCAUGUCUUGCUGCGGAGGAAAGUGCGGGUGUGGACCUAACUGCGGCUGUGGGAGCAGCUGUAACGGGUGCGGCAUGUACCCAGAUCUUGAGACCUCUAGCACUGGAAGCCUCGUCUUAGGCGUUGCACCUCAGCAAUCAUUCUCCUCUGGUUCAGAGAUGGGAGCUGAAGGAGGUGGUUGCGGUUCAGGUAGCUGCAAGUGCGGCUCAGACUGCAAAUGUGGUUCUGACUGCAAAUGCUAGUAAAAGCCAGACAGUCUCCAUGUUUUUACUUUGUUAAACUUAAUUAACUAGUGGUGGAAGGGGUUUAAUGAUCCAUGAGUUGAUCUGUAUCUUUAUGUUGUUGGUGUAAAAAUAAAAAGUAGUAUGUGUGGUUGUCAUAACCAUUACAUACCUACUUAGUCAUGUGUUUUCUUCUUAAUCUAUGUUGAUUUUCUUGUUAAAUCAAGAAAAGUUAAUCAGUUUACUGUGUUCAGUUGUAAGGGUUAAUUUGUCCAUGUGGUCAGUGAUAGAGGAGGACUCCUUAAAUAAUUCCCGUCCAAUGAAAUUAAACUUUUAAAACUA